GGCAGCUGCUACACCUGGCACUAGUGUAAGCUUACCAACUUCAUCAGCUGCUAAUCCGCGCCUCACAUUUCCUUCUGUUUUCUCUACAUGCUCUGUACCCAAAAACCCAUUAAGAUACCCUCGAAAUAUUCACUCGCAUGUUAAAUUUUCAAGAAUUUCUCCACUAUCCGCUUCGGCAAUGUCUUCUGGUGUGAAAGAGGUGCUUCCACCUGCUCUUGAUUCUUCUUCAGAACCACCUGCCAUCUUUGAUGGUACUACCAAGUUGUACAUAUCUUACACAUGCCCUUAUGCGCAACGUGUAUGGAUUACAAGGAACUAUAAGGGAUUGCAGGAUAAGAUAAAACUGAUCCCUAAUGACCUGCAGAACAGGCCUGCCUGGUACAAGGAGAAAGUUUACCCACCCAACAAGGUGCCAUCUCUGGAACAUAAUAAUGAAGUUAAAGGAGAGUCUCUUGAUCUGAUAAAAUAUCUGGAGGGAAACUUUGAAGGUCCUUCACUUCUUCCUGACGAUCCAGCCAAGAGAGAGUUUGCAGAAGAGUUGCUGUCCUAUACCAACUCCUUCAAUCAAGCUGUGGUUUCUUCUUUCAAGGCAGAUUCAAUUAGUGAAGCUGGUGCUGCCUUUGAUUACCUUGAGAACGCCCUUGGCAAAUUUGGGGAUGGUCCCUUUGUCCUUGGAACUUUUAGUCUGGUAGAUAUAGCUUAUGCUCCGUUCAUUGAGAGGUAUCAACCCUUCUUGUUGGAUGUGAAGAAGUAUGAUAUUACAGUGGGCAGGCCAAAACUGGCAGCAUGGAUUCAGGAGAUUAACAAGAUUGAGGCUUAUGAAGUGACAAAACGUGACCCAAAGGAGCUUGCAGAAGCCUUCAAAAGGCGUUUCUCGUCUCGGCUCUGAGCUGUCGCAAUCCCCAGAUAUUUCAUGGAAAUGGAACAAGUAUACUCGUCAUCUCCGAGGAAUUUUAUGAUGCAAGAUUGUACCUCGCCUGUAACACCUGUAAUAAAAGCCACUAGUUGAUCUCAGUAAUCAUUGUUAGAAGUCUUCUGGUUGUGAGCAGCUGCUUGAAUAACUUCUGUGGACUUAAUAGUCAGCUUUAUCUUUACUUGUCUGACGGAUGCUUGGUAUUCUCUUGAU
Messenger RNA from Coffea eugenioides, 1126 nucleotides. Its product is annotated as protein IN2-1 homolog B-like. The coding region runs from base 179 to 889 and encodes 236 amino acids. The transcript is spliced from 10 exons. Lineage: Eukaryota; Viridiplantae; Streptophyta; Magnoliopsida; Gentianales; Rubiaceae. Gene Ontology annotation, molecular function: glutathione transferase activity. The record is from RefSeq and is a predicted model, not a curated record.